Molecule: messenger RNA, 2427 nt
Organism: Melanotaenia boesemani (Boeseman's rainbowfish)
Lineage: Eukaryota; Metazoa; Chordata; Actinopteri; Atheriniformes; Melanotaeniidae
Gene: selenop
Product: selenoprotein P
Exons: 5
Biological process (GO): selenium compound metabolic process
Cellular component (GO): extracellular region
Molecular function (GO): selenium binding
Source: RefSeq, a predicted model, not a curated record
GACAGCUGUAUGAACUUUGUCCUCUCUACAGUUAGCAAAACAACAGGCAGAGUAUAAAAGGGGGGAGCAGUGGAGGAGGAGGCUUGUUUUUGUUAAAGGAGUUGCCUCGACGCAGAGCUGAACAGAGAGAAGGAAACUUUUUAACCAAAAGAUUGGGGCAGUGAGGAGGCGCCACAGAGAUGUGGACAUGCCUUAGUCUGCUCCUCACUCUCUGCCUGCUCCAUGGGGGCGGUGCAGAGAGUGAAGGGGGUGGGCCUCGCUGUCAGCUGCCACCAGCCUGGAAGAUCGGGGAGGUGGAGCCGAUGAAAGGGUCAAUGGGCCGGGUGACAGUGGUGACCCUUUUACAGGCCAGCUGACUGUUCUGUUUGGUGCAGGCUUCCAGAAUGGAGGGCCUGCGCCAGACACUGGAGAGUCAGGGGCUGAGGGAUGUGGCUUAUAUGGUCAUAAACCACCAGGGGGAGCAAGCGCAGCGCCUGCAUCCCAUGCUGGCUGAGCGACUUCCAGAGGGCGUCACACUCUACAAACAGGAUGGGCAACAGCCUGAUAUUUGGCAGUCACUAGGUGGAGAGAAAGAUGAUUUUCUCAUUUAUGACAGGUGUGGCCGUCUCACCCAUCACAUUUCACUUCCAUACUCUAUCAUUGGACAUGGCCAUAUUGAGAAUGCAAUCAAAGAUACCUAUUGCAAACACAUAUGUGGAGAGUGUUCAUAUGAGACUGCUGAGACUCCAGAGGAAUGCAAACCAAAAGCAGAUGCACAGCCUGAUGGAGAUGGUAGUCCAGCUGGAGGUGAUGCAACGCAGCGUGAUCACAGUCAUCAUCACAGCCAUGGUCAUCAUGGUCAUCAUGGUCAUCAUGGUCACAACCGCCAUGGGGAUAAUCAUUUUUUCCAUCCCCGUGGCGUUGGUCGUGGCCAUGAUAACAACCAUGGUCAUCAUCACCAUGGAAACCAUGAUAGUGCGGCCCAUGGUUCUGACUUUGGACAAGGUCAAAGUCAGCAAGGUUUGGGUUCAGAAGGACAUGAUCACCACAAUGGGGCAUCUCAAAGUCAGCAUCAUUUAGACUCAGAUCAGAUGCAGCAAGCAGUGCACAUACAGGAGAUGACACAGAGGGCCCAAGGAGCCCCCACUAGGCCUUGAGUAACAGACACAGGGAGGUGAAAGUCGAAGUUCAGCUGACAGUGGACAGCAGGCUCUGACAAUGAAGCCUCUCCUAAGGCCAGCUGAUGCUGACACUGACGCAGGUUGUUUGGCGAUGCAGGGAGUGAGCAGUCGCUUGGUCUCUGACACUGUGAUGAGGCGUUGCCCGCCUCCUGUCAGUGACACGGGCUAAUGGGCGAUGCAGUUAAUAAUGUUAGGGAGACCUGACAGUGACGCUUGCCUCCUGCUGCCUGACAGCAGCCUCAGACAGCCCAAUGAGCCUGACCCCCUGGUGUUGUUAGCUGAGGAUGACAACAGUUGUAAGCUGGCACUGAUAUCAGCCAGCAACACAGAGGCCAAGUGCUCUUUUUACCAACAAGUAUUACCCUGGGACAGGGGGAUGAGCAAUCUUGACGACAAAGAUGAGCAGGCAAAAUCCAAUAUCACACAUAAAGAUAAAAAUGAGAUUAAUGAAAAUAUCAACCAACACAAGUAGUGCCAGCGUAUUAUUCAUAUAGAUGAACUGCACCUGCUAAGUUUCAACUGCUUUGAUCUGUCCGUGGUUGUUCUUCUCCUGUCUCAGGAGUGCAUGUGGUUGUCAUGUUCACAAAUGGCCUCCUCCAUUUUGUUCUCACCAUCCUAUAUGAAGCCAGGCGCAGAAACUAUGCUCUAGUGGCACCUGUAUGAUGUCAGGCAGGUGAGAGAGGAGGGGGUUGUUCAAGAACAUGAUAAACACUUUAAACAUUUAAAAUUUCAUAGUUUAAAAAAAAAAAGUUUUUUUUUAAAUGCAUGUAACAGCCUUUUUUUUAAAAACCCAAAACUAUAGGCCAGUAACUACACAGCAAACUUUAAAUAGUGCUAUUGAUCAGUCUUGAACAUAUGUUAUAGAAGUAACAAUAAUGAAUGACUUUACUUUUGUUUGUACUUAGUGAUACAGUUCAUGAGUUUUAACAUAUUUCAGGUAUACCCUUUCACUUUAGAUGUCUUACGUUACACCUUGCAGUACUUCAGUUACUAAAUCUUCUACAUAGAUCAUAAAUAGCAAAUGUUUUUUUAAGGCUUUAAAAGGGGAAAAACAGCUUUUACAAAGUUUUAUGGUUUGAGAAUUAUUAAUCAGAAAAUGAGAGUGAAGUGGUGAAUGACUGUUGGAAUACACUCUGUACUUAAUGAUGGUUUCUGUGGAAAUAUAACUGUCACCCUAAAGACCUGAUGUUUGCACAGAGAACGGCAUUCUGUUAAAGUCACUGAAAAUGGAAAAUGAGAGUUGAAUAAAGAUGGUUUAGUUAAUCUC